This is a messenger RNA of Schizophyllum commune H4-8, 2964 nucleotides long. RefSeq lists its product as uncharacterized. NCBI's taxonomy places the organism in Eukaryota, Fungi, Basidiomycota, Agaricomycetes, Agaricales, Schizophyllaceae. Gene Ontology annotation, cellular component: nuclear RNA-directed RNA polymerase complex. The record is from RefSeq and is a predicted model, not a curated record. Gene Ontology annotation, molecular function: RNA-directed RNA polymerase activity. Gene Ontology annotation, biological process: siRNA processing. The transcript has 10 exons. The coding region runs from base 1 to 2964 and encodes 987 amino acids.
AUGGACGCGAUGGACGUCCCAUGGGGCGUGCAAUACGAGCUCGCGCGUGGCGUCCUCGCCGGCGACUGGUCCUGGUCGGACGUCACUCGCGAGCGCCUCCUCGCCCUCCGCGCCCUCUCCCCCGACGCCCCUUCCCUCUCCAACGAGCGCCACGGCCCGCGCGUCCGCGAGGCCCUGCUCGCCACGCACGGCGCCCGCGCCCCAAAGCCCGCGCGCGUCGCCGCCUUCCGCGAGCUCGACCUCGAGCAGGCGGCGCUCGUCGAGGGCAAGGGGCGCGGCUUGGGCCUCAUGGGCCCCUGGGAAGAGCAGGGCAGCGCGGAGGACUAUUUCGGCGGGAAGAUACAGCAGGUGGUAAGGCUGACGAGGGAGGGGAAGGGGGAGUUUAGCUUCAGUCUGCUGCCGAUGCAGGCGCAGAAGAGGUCGUAUCGGCUCGCGCGAAGGUUAGGGUCGAGGAGGAUUGUGCAGGUGAGGUUGGACAAGGAGUAUAACAACCAGGCGAAGGACAAAGGGAAGGGGAAGGGGAAUGAGAAGGAGGGCGAGGAGGAGGAAGGAGUGGGCGUGGCGGAGUUCCUCGCGCAGAGCAAGUUCGUGCUGUGCGGGCGGGUGUUCGUGCCGUAUGCGAGCAAGGAUGGGAGCGCGUAUCUGGUAGAGGUGGAUGAGGAUUAUGAGCGGAAGGCGAGGACGGGGUGUGGGGAUCAGCAUAGGUUGUCGCUAGAGAAGCUCAUCGAGUCGGAGAAUCCGUGGGUGAUGAACUGUAAUCAGCCAAUAACGAAAUGGGUGACCAGAUUCUCGCUCUCGUUCUCGACGUCGAUUCCCGCGGUCGAGUUUGCCGAGGAGAAUAUGUUCCUCAUCGAGGACGAGUACGCCACUGGCUGGGACCGCUCCUCUGGCGCGCCACCUGCUGAACAGACGAUGACCGACGGCUGCGGCUUCAUCAACCGCGCUGCCCUCACCGACAUCGGUCGUCGCUUCUCCCUCCCAUACGGCAUGCCUACCGCUGUGCAGGGGCGCGUAGCAGGCGCGAAGGGCAUGUUCCUCCUACAUCCAUACGACAAGCACCCGGAACCGAGGGUGUGGAUCCGCGACUCGCAGAACAAGAUCAAGCUUCCGAGGUUGGAGAGGUGGCAUCGGAUCCUGGACUUGUUGAAGUUCGCGCAGCAGCCCAACCCAGAAGGCUUCGACCUCUCCGAGCAGGCCGUGCUCAACCUGUCCCACAACGGCGUCCACACCGAGGACUUCACCGUCCUUGCCCGGAACGGCCUCCGCGAGCGCGCCGCGCCGCUCCUCAACUGGACGCAGCCCGCCGGCGCGUUGUGGAAGGCGGUGAGCGACAUCGGGAACGUCACUGGCUCGCGGCGCGUGCGCGGGAGCCAGGUCAUGCACAGGCUGGUGAGCGGGUAUCGGCAGACAGGGGCGGACGAGGAUCUCCCGACGGGGGAUGAGGACCAGAUGGAGGCGGCGUUGACGGGGAGGGACCCGUAUAGUGGAGCGCCGAGGUCGGUCCACGAGCAAGUCGUCGAGCUCCUGCAGGCGGGGUUCAAGCCGCAGGAGUGCGAGUACUUGCGCAUCAAGAUGGCGAAGGUGCUCGACAUGGUCUGCCAGUCCGCGGUGGAAGACUACCGGGUGCCGGUGCCGGAUUCGAGGGGGUUGAAUGCGUUUGUGGUCCCCGACCCGCUAGGUGUGCUGAAUGAGGACGAGAUCUUCUACAUGCCGUCGCCGUCGUUCAUGGAUCCGAAGGAGCAGGUCAUGGUCCAAGCAGUGGAGGGCGAGGUCAUUGUGAGUAUUGCCGACCUCUAUCCCAUCCGGCUACCGUCUGAUCUACGGAAGGUCAAGGCCGUCAAUCGCCCUGCUCUACACCAGUAUACGAAUGUCAUACUCGUGCCUACGGUCGGCGAGCGUUCGCUAGUCAGUCUGCUAUCUGGCGGUGAUUGCGAUGGAGACAUCCUCUUCAUGCUCCGCGGCAUCUUCACCAAGAAUUUCGUGAACCGCCCCUACUCCGCGCCCACGCCCGACUUCAUGAGCCGCAACUUUGAGAAGGAGCGCGAGACCAUUGCCGACUUCUGCGGGCGCGUCGCCCAGUACGGCUCGCACGCGGAGAGGCAGGCGGCGCUCGCGCGGGUGUUCCUGGCGGAGCUGGGCGACUCGAAGGUUGGGAUCUACAGCAUGUACCAUGAUAUGGCGAUCGCGGAGCAUGGGUACGGGGCGCCGGAGACGGUGCGGAUCGCGCAUAUGUUCAACACGCUCCUCGACGCGAAGAAGACGGGCGUGCGCGUGAAGCCGCAUAUUCUCGUCGAGGAUAUGAAGAGGUACAAGGGAGAGGUGCAGGAACACAAGAAGCCGCACGUCCUGCGCGCCCUCCGUUCCGUCGCGCGGCAGACGAAGGGCGAGGUCCUGAGCGAGUUCGCCCGGAUGGCAGACUGCACGUCCGCCGCGCCCGACGCCGCGCUCCUCGAGCCUCGUCGGCGGUGUCUAAGCGUUGGCUGCCUCGCCGACGAGGUAGCCGUUCUGGACGCCCACGUGCAGGCGAUUCAUGCACAGUGGCUGAACAAGCUGCACGGGCCGGAACAGGCGUGGAAGGUGCCUGGGCAUAUCGAGGAGGACGAAGCGCAGAAGAAGAGGAAGAAGAGGAGGAGGAAACCGGGAGAGGCGAAGGAGGAUGACAUGCUUGUCGUGACGCGCGCGUUUGCGAGCGUGCGGAACGAGGCGGCACUGGGUGGCGGGGAAGGGGACAAUCUCCAGCUGCUUCGCGCGACGGGCGCGCUGGACGCGGUGCUGGCGUCGUGCGCCUACACAGCGAGACCGCUGGGCUACUAUGCGUUCACGGUCGCGUUUGGCGAGCUGUGCAGGGUGAAGGCAAGGGCGGUGGGGGAUGUGGCGUGCGUGAGGACGGUGGACGAGGUGAAGACGAUCCCGUCCUCGGCGUUACCGUAUCUGAUGGGGGAGGAUGAGGACGAUGGGUGGUAG